Messenger RNA from Protopolystoma xenopodis, 255 nucleotides. The record is from the annotation of a GenBank genome assembly. Lineage: Eukaryota; Metazoa; Platyhelminthes; Monogenea; Polystomatidea; Polystomatidae.
ACUGUUAACUUCGUCGCCUUGAAUUUUAUAGGUGAUCAAGUAUCUCGAAAGGGCACGCUAACCGGUGGUUACUAUGACAAUCGCUUAUCUCGUUUAGAGUUGCAGAAGCGCAAGCAGAAGACUGAGAUGGAUAUCCAGGAGACAGAAAAUGUGCGCGAAAACAAUUCAAAGCGUAAAGAACAGGUAGACGCUCAGAUUAAUCGCAUCAUUGACGAUCUUCAACGAAAAGAGACGGUCCGCUCUAAACAUGAGUGA